Molecule: messenger RNA, 2942 nt
Organism: Gavialis gangeticus (Gharial)
Lineage: Eukaryota; Metazoa; Chordata; Crocodylia; Gavialidae
Product: putative P2Y purinoceptor 10
Exons: 2
Coding region: 154-1131 (325 amino acids)
Biological process (GO): positive regulation of Rho protein signal transduction; phospholipase C-activating G protein-coupled receptor signaling pathway
Cellular component (GO): membrane
Molecular function (GO): G protein-coupled receptor activity
Source: RefSeq, a predicted model, not a curated record
UAGAUCUAAACAAAAGGUUUCUGUGGUAGAGGCAGACACUGCAUUGUACUUCCUCUUCUAAAUACACCAGUUACAGUGAGCAAGGUUUCUGUUAUACAAGAAAUUCUCCAUCCAUCCCAUCCUGUCCCAAAUGAUCGUACAGACACAUUCAAAAUGGCAAGCAACAUAUCUUCAGAAAGCUGUGCUGAACCCAAUAUAACAUUUAAACAUCACUUGUAUGCAGUCACUUACACCAUAGUAUUCAUACCAGGUCUUCUGGCAAACAGUGCUGCCUUAUGGGUUUUAUGUCGCUUCAUCAGCAAGAAAAAUAAAGCCGUCAUUUUUAUGAUUAAUUUGGCUGUAGCUGAUCUUGCUCAUGUUCUCUCAUUACCGCUGCGCAUUUACUAUUAUAUAAACAAUGUGUGGCCUUUUGGACAUAGACUCUGCCUGCUAUGUUUCUACCUGAAGUAUCUCAACAUGUAUGCAAGCAUUUGUUUCCUUACCUGCAUAAGCAUCCAAAGAUACUUUUUUCUCUACAAUCCAUUCAAAGCCAAAGACUGGAAGCGCAGGUAUGACGCAGCCAUUAGUGUUGCCAUAUGGAUGUUUGUUGGGGCUGCCUGUUCACCGUUUCCAAUCAUGAGAUACGAAGGCAUAGCUAAUAAUGCAAAUGCCUGCUUUGCGGAUCUUGCUGUUAAGAAGAUCAGCGGUAAGGUAGUACCGGUGGUGAUGACAAUGGUAGCCGAACUACUUGGGUUUGUGGGUCCUUUAAUUGUCAUUGUGUACUGCACCUGGAAAACAAAAGAAUCACUUCAAACAUAUCAAAUGCCUUUGCAGAAUAGUGAGAAACGAAAGGCUUUACGGAUGAUUUCAACAUGUGCCAUUGUGUUCUUCAUAUGUUUCACCCCAUAUCACAUCAAUUUUUUCUUUUACAUGAUGGUGAAAGAGGACAUUAUUACAGACUGCUCCAUCCGCAAAAGUACACUUUACACUCAACCCUUCUGCUUAAGCCUUGCAAGCCUGGACUGUUGUUUGGAUCCAAUCCUGUACUUCUUCACAACUUCAGAGUUUCAGGAUCAGAUAUCAAGGCACAGCAGCAUAGUCAUCAGGAGUCGUCUUAUGAGCAAGGAAAGUGGCUCAUCAAUAAAGGAAUAAAAAUACAGCUUUUUAAAAACCCUGUUCCAUAUAAAAUCUUGGAUUUUUCUCUAACUCCUCAGUCAUAUAAGCAGCAUAGAAACUCCUGCAGCUUUAAUUGAAGGUGUUUUUCAACAGUGAAAAAUCUUUUGGUUUAUAUAAAGCAAACUUGUAAAUUAAACUCAUGGUAAAAAUGUUAUGGGUGCUGGAAGCUGGAAAACCCAUAGCUGGAGUGCACUGGUCUGAUCCCACACAUGACCCACUUGAACUACACAUAACACAGAAGGCUGCAGUGUUUCAGGGUAAAGGCAUGAAUGAGUUAACAGCUCUUUUCCUAUUUUGCUAGCUAUUUCUUUCUUAUACUGUCUCUGGUGAUCAAGCCAAAGACACUCAACUAUAUAUUUAAAUACUGAGAUGCAGUUUUCCUUCCUCUCCAUGAGCCAUCUUUCAAAGUACAAGUACAGAAGGAAAGAGAAAAUGGUAAAUAAACAGCCCUGAACACAAGGACACAAAAAUGGAGCUUCCUCAAGGGCUGAUCUUAAUUCAGUAUGGCACCCACAGUUCUACAAGUACAGGAUAGCCUUAUAUGUACUAUCAUGCAUCCACUGGACCAGCUCAGAUCCUGCUGAAGUCUGAACAUUAAUUUGACUGAAUUGAUACACAGAUUUAUCCUCUUCAUGAGCAUGUUGUUUUUUCAAAUUUAGUUUGAAGAACCAUCAUUCUGUACCAGCAGCAGUAGCUGUCACAUCUACAGUAUCUAAGCUUCAUUUAUAGGUGUAAAAACACAAGCAACUUAUGGACACUUGCAAACUGUAAUUUAAGUAUUUGAUUUUAUUUUGUUACUCUGUGGUCCACCCAAAAUUAUCUUUACAUUUAGCAGUGAGAGACAUAAGUGAUGGGCAAGCACUAGUAUGCAUUUAAAGAAUAACCAUGCUGGUUGUUAUCUCCAAUGGCAAGUGAUUUUAUUUUAAGGACAAUAAGCUAAUGCAGCUUUCUCCUUUUUUUAAUUUUUUAAAAAUGGUUUAUAGAUAUGUAGCUAUUUUAAAGGAAUAUUGGUGUUCUAUGAGCACAAGGAACAUAUUUUUUAUUUAAAGGCUAACUUCUACAGCGGUGGUUCUCAACAUUUUUAGUCUCAAGACAUCUCAUUAGACUCAAGUCACUCCUCAGAAACUAUCACCUCUUAGCAAUCUCUGGGUUGAUCUUGUGAACUACAUGUAGAUGGUUACACUUACCCAACGGUGAUAAUAUUGCCUGGCACCCUUAAAAGGAUCUCAAGGCACCACUGGGUGCCAUGACACCCCAGUUGAGAAUCGCUGUUCUAUAGCUUUAUCAUUAGGAAAACCGAGGAUAAACAAACAAUCCAAUGCCCACUGAAAUCAAUUGAAAGACUACUGACUUAAUUAGACACUCCAUUGUGUCAAAGACUGACAUACAUGUUUAACUUUGUGUGCCAAUGGGACUAUUUGCAGUGCAUACAUGUAAGCAUACAUGCAAUCAGUCUUUGUAGGAUUAGAGCUUAUGUAUAUAUUCAAACACAUGGAAUGCUAUUUUUAUUAGUCUUUUAUCAAGUGUUUCUCCUAGGCUAACUAUCGGGCAAUUUAAUAGCAUAAAGAUUCAGCUUAUAGAGGCAGUUAUUGCUCUUAGGAUGCUUAUAACCCUCAAUCACCACUCAUCCUACUGGGAAUGGUUUACUUCUAUUUCCCUUUCAAGCUACCAUUUUGCCUUAGGUGUAUCCAUGUCUAAGGCUCUGAUUUGACUACUGUAUAGUUUGUUCUACAUUUUUGUUUAUAAGAAUCACGCUUUAAAAAUAAAAACGAUUCGUGCAUAUGUAA